AAACCAACUUUCAUCACCAUGUCCGUCUUGUCCGUAUUGUCCGUCAUGGAGGAUCCGGAGGAGCACAGGUUCAUCGAUCAUCGACAUUUACCACCCUUCUGAACAACGCAACGCGACCUCUUGACCGGUGACCUCAAAGAGUCAAAACAGUUCAGAUUUCUGUACCAUGCCGCCGAACAACACCAACCGACCGACCGACCUCAGACCUUCGGAUACUUCUGAAUCCUGAUCUCGAACAAGCGUGGAACAAGCGUGGAACUGGCAAUAGGGAACAAUCUACAUGGAUUUGGCAUUUCAGAGAUUACACGAGAUUACUAAGGAAAGCAUUGCGGAUACUAUCGGAUACUAUGAUACUAUGGGCGGCUUGGAUACUACUAUGGCGGCUUUUGGUACUCUUUUGGUGAUGUUGAUGAUGAGGUUGACCACCCCAACACAAGCCGAAGUUGAUGUCACUACUACCAUCUCAGUUAAGUAUCUAACUCUGCACUACUGUAAUUUCGAUCAAAGGAGCCAGAGCCGUGUAUUUCGACCUAUUUCGACUCCGAAUACCAGGCUCUACCAGGACAUAAUAUCCAAGUAUCCGAGUCCCGUACUCCCCCGACUGCACCCCUCUGCACCCUCUAGAAAGAAAGAAAAAAUCCGUUCUGAGCUCGCUGCUCGAGGUCGAGUCCCUUCCGACUCGGAGUCGAUGUCCCGUGACGUGAUGUGUCCCGACUCAGUUUCGAGAGGUUUCGAGUUCGCGGAUGGAGUACAAGUACAAAUUCCUGCACGAUCCGGCGUACUGGGUCUCCGAAAAUCGCAGCAGCGAAACUACUAG
Molecule: messenger RNA, 817 nt
Organism: Lentinula edodes (shiitake mushroom)
Lineage: Eukaryota; Fungi; Basidiomycota; Agaricomycetes; Agaricales; Omphalotaceae
Exons: 4
Coding region: 281-817 (178 amino acids)
Source: RefSeq, a predicted model, not a curated record